Durusdinium trenchii is the source of this 537-nucleotide messenger RNA. Lineage: Eukaryota; Dinophyceae; Suessiales; Symbiodiniaceae. The record is from the annotation of a GenBank genome assembly.
AUGGUUCGCAAGUCUAAGUCACAGGUCCUGAACCCCACCAUCCGCCCCACGGUCGUUAUGGAGGACUCAGAUGAUGCGGAAGUCGCACAAAGUCGUCAGGUGCGGCGCCUGAAGGCCGAGGUGGGUUCGAUGUCUCGGAGCUUGCGGCGCUUAGAGACCCAGCUCUAUGACCUCCUGGACCCAGGCACUUCAACGCAGGCCACACUGAGACCACACAUGCUAGACUACCCGGCCAGCCCAAGUCAUGAUCAUCCGGCCAGCCCGAGUUAUGAUCACCCGUCCAGCCCGAGCUACGAUCAUCCGGAUAGCCCGAGUACUGCGCAUCCGGACAGCCCCGUUGGUCCAGCCUAUGAUCAUCCGGCCAGUCCAUCAUUCGAGCCGCCACAUAUUGGGCAGCAAGAGAGUCCCCACUAUACCCGAAGCCAGGAGUCCUCGCGCAUGGGCCGCCCGACCAGUGAGGCAACGGACAGGAGUUCGGGGCUCAUUGAUGAGAGCAUGAAUCUGCCAGGAUGUCCCCCAGAUGCAGAUCUCCAGUGA